AUGGGCUGCUGCCAAUCCAUCGAAGAUGCAAAGAUACGAAAUGAGCAAAUUGAAGGCCAAAUCAAACGAGAUAGACAUCAUCUACGCAAAGAAGUAAAGAUGCUGCUAUUAGGCGCUGGAGAAUCCGGGAAAUCAACUAUCCUCAAGCAGAUGAAAUUGAUUCAUGAUGAUGGGUAUUCAGUAGAUGAACGUGAAGCGUUUAAGCAGGUUAUUUACUCGAAUACGAUACAAUCAAUGCGUGUCAUUCUUGAAGCUAUGGAUGACAUGGAUAUCAACUUUGCACAUCCCGACAACCAACAACAUGCCAACACCGUACUUGAAAUGCCCAUACAAAUGGAUGCUUUGCCACCUAACGUAGCCCAUGCCAUCCGAGAACUAUGGAAAGAUCCACAAUUACAGCAUGUUUAUGAACGCAAUCGAGAAUACCAGCUUAAUGAUUCCGCUAAAUACUACUUUGAUUCGAUUGAUCGCAUCGGUCAUCCAUCAUAUGUCCCCACUGAUCAAGAUGUUUUGCGUUCACGUGUCAAGACCACUGGAAUAACGGAAACAACUUUUACCAUUGGCGAACUAACGUAUCGCAUGUUUGACGUGGGUGGUCAAAGGUCCGAACGUAAAAAGUGGAUCCAUUGCUUUGAAAAUGUCACCGCUAUUAUCUUCCUUGUGGCCAUAUCCGAGUAUGACCAAGUUUUGAUCGAGGAUAGAGCCGUGAAUCGUAUGGAAGAAGCUCUCACGCUGUUUGAUUCCAUUUGUAACUCUCGAUGGUUUGUCAAAACAUCCAUCAUUCUUUUCCUCAACAAGAUUGAUAUCUUCAAAUACAAGCUGCGAAGGCACCCACUAAAUGUCACUUUCCCAGAUUAUAAAGGCCCAAACACGUAUGAUGCAACAUGCAGUUACAUUCUCAAGCGAUUCAUCGCGCUGAACCAGUCCGAUAACAAGCAAAUAUAUACCCAUUUCACCUGUGCCACCGAUACUAAGCAAAUGAAGUUCGUCAUGACAGCAGUCAACGACAUAAUCGUGCAAAGCAACCUUAGAGAUGUAGGCUUACUAUAA
This is a messenger RNA of Lichtheimia ornata, 1050 nucleotides long. RefSeq lists its product as uncharacterized. Gene Ontology annotation, cellular component: heterotrimeric G-protein complex. Gene Ontology annotation, molecular function: GTPase activity; G-protein beta/gamma-subunit complex binding; GTP binding. The record is from RefSeq and is a predicted model, not a curated record. Gene Ontology annotation, biological process: adenylate cyclase-modulating G protein-coupled receptor signaling pathway. NCBI's taxonomy places the organism in Eukaryota, Fungi, Mucoromycota, Mucoromycetes, Mucorales, Lichtheimiaceae. The transcript is spliced from 5 exons. The coding region runs from base 1 to 1050 and encodes 349 amino acids.